This is a messenger RNA of Lathyrus oleraceus (garden pea), 1249 nucleotides long. Its product is annotated as guanine nucleotide-binding protein subunit gamma 3. The record is from RefSeq and is a predicted model, not a curated record. Gene Ontology annotation, biological process: G protein-coupled receptor signaling pathway. The transcript has 5 exons. Bases 333 to 1043 code for a protein of 236 amino acids. Lineage: Eukaryota; Viridiplantae; Streptophyta; Magnoliopsida; Fabales; Fabaceae.
UGCACGAAUACAAGAAUAAGAAAAAACUCUGAGCAAGUUGAUAAAAAAAAGUUUGAAACAAUAAUAUUAAUUUAUUUACUAUCCUUGGUGGUGUUAGUUAAUUAUCCCUUGUCAGAGAUAGUAUUUACUGCCUCUGCCACAGUAUUCAUAUAAGUAAAGUAUUGUAUUGAUUCACACUCACAUCACACCUAACCAACCUCAUUUGCCGCUUCUUCUUUCUCACUUACCAUUACUAUUCUUACUUGUGCCUCUGCCUUUACCACCUCUAGUACUCUAUUCUACUGCUUUUGCUUUUGCUGUUACUGUCUCUACCUCUACCUGCAAACUCUUCAAUGGCCAUUCCCAUGCUUCGUUCUUCUUCUUCUUCCUCUUCCAUCCCUUCUCUUCCUCCACCUUCUCCUAAGUCUCCUCCUGAAUAUCCAGAUUUGUAUGGCAAACGCCGUGAAAUGGCCAAGGUUCAGAUGCUUGAAAGAGAGAUAAGUUUUCUAGAGGAAGAGUUGAAAUCUGUGGAAGGUCUUCAACCAGCUUCAAGAUGCUGCAAAGAGGUUGCUGAUUAUGUGGUGGUGAAUUCAGAUCCUCUGUUACCUUCAAACAAGAAGAAUCGCCGCUCUUGUCGCUUUUGGAAAUGGCUCUGUCGCAUGCCAUGUUUUAAUCUAUCUUGGAUCUGCUGUUGCUGCUGCUGCUGCGACGGAUUAUCUGUACAUCUAAAAUUGCCGCGCUGCUGUAGUGACUGUAAACCAUGCAGUUGUUGCAGUUGCAGCAACUGUUUUCCAUCCUUCAGUUGCUCCUUACCUAAGUGGAACUGCUGCUGUUGUUUCUCUUGUCCCAAAUCAAAUUGCUGUAAAGAUAGCUUUGUUUCGGGAAAUUGUUGUACUUUUCCAAGUAGUUGCAAUUUCGGGUGCCUAUCAUGCCCUUCUUUAUGCAGUUGCAAAUGCACCUGCACUUGCUCUUGCCCAACAUGUCCAAAAUGUCCAAAAUGUCCAAAAGUAAGCUCAUGUUGCUGUUGUACAGAGUCAUGUUUUAAUCCCUGUUUCUGUUGCUAGCCAGUAUAUUUCAAUUCUUUCCAAAGGAGAAAAAGUGUGAAGAAGCUCUUGUCUUCAAAAUUGCAUUUAUAUUAGCUAGAGUAUAAUUUUUGGAAAAAUAAAUGUUUAUAACUAUGCAGUAUAUGGACAGUGGAUGAUACUUGAAGCAAAUGUAAUAGCUCCUUUUGUAAGUUCUAAUUGUGGUUAUGAUAUGUUCCAUUCCAUCC